UUCUUUUCUAUAUUAUCUAUAUAGUAUAUAACAUGCUUAAAGUAUUUGGACUCGCCUUUUAAAUUUGUAAUACUUACUUUUAUAUAAAAUUUGCAACCAAACUAUGUUCCCUGGGAUGAAGAAAAAAUACAGUUUUUUAGACAUGAAAUAUUACAAAUAUGACACGAACAGUUUUGAUUUUGGAGAUUUAGAAAGGGGAGGGGUGAACUGUUAAUUUUCCAGGUGACUAUAUGUUUUGAGAUUUUACUCAGGAUCCUUGAAGUUUGCAACAUCCUAAUGGGUUUUCAGUUCAUUCAUUGGUUAAUAGUUUUGAGUGAAGCUUCUAUGUAGUAUGCACAACAUUACGCCCGGUUGUUCAGCUUAGUAGGAAGUGUAUGCAUGCUCGAUGGUCUGUGCAAGUACCAAUUUUAAUGGUCCAAGGAUCUGUAAAGCUGCAAGUAGGUGAUAACUAUUGUCAGGAUGAGCGUUAGCUGGAAGUGGUGUUUAUUUGAAUAGAACAGGGCUGAUAAUUCAAAUUGAGCAGUAGUUUCUGAAACGUCUGUAGGAGAUCGUGCCUAGUCAGAAAAUGUGAUAUUUAGGUGUACCCACAGUUCUUCACCAGCCAUGUAUCUUUUAGAUUUGUUUCAUACUUCCGCACUCAGAUGAACACCUCAGUCCUCUAGGAUUAAACUAUCUAUGUUCUGAGUUGGCAGGGAGAGCGACGAAAUUCUGUUUUGUUGCUGCUUUGAGCACUAUUUGCACUCCUAGUUAAGAUCCGAAUUUGAUAUGUGAAUCAAUGUCAAAUUGUUGGUCAUCAUGAUAUACGUGAAUUGUGAAGUUUAGUAUACAUAACAGUUCAUUGUGGAAGAAUGCUCGAUAGCUGCUUACAUUGUGAAGCUAGUGGUGGAUUUUUAGUUUGCGUCUUGUUCUGCUGGAGGUGUGCAUUUUAGUCAGGAUAUGGAGUAUAACUUUUUUUGUGUUGCUUAUGAUCGUUCCAUUUGGGUUAUAUGAUGGUUGAUGGCUACUUGUAGCUUUAUAAAUAUAUUGCUUUCUGAAGUUCUGUACAUAUACAUGGUUUUGUUUUUAGACUAAGUACUCUGAAGACCCCACGUUGAGAGUAGUGCCUAUAAUAUGCUCACUUUAGAUUAAUGCUGGGAUCUGCAAUGUCUUGUAGCUUUAUUUGUGGAAAAUUUGAAAUGCUACCGCUUUUUUUAGUCAGCGGUCUGUUAUUGUUGUCAAGUUAUCCUCAUGAAAGUAACUGCCCUGGUUUGGUCAGUCAUGGCUGGACUCUUAAGCUGAAUCAUGUAGCAUGUGGUUAAUGUGCCGGUGACCUGAUGUUGAGCUGGGAAAUUGAUUUUCACACACUAUUAUUGGAUAGACAGACCUAUGUGAUCAUUGUGCCGUUUAUGUUGGCAAUAGUUGUUUGUCUGUGUGUUAUCUUCUCCGUUAGUUAUUUUUGCUGGAGUUUGUAAAUGAGUUGCAAAGUUGAUGGCGAUCUGUUUCCACUAGCUGACGUAAUGGCUUAUAGUUUUAGAACAUCUGCGUGCUAUUUUCCGUGUUGCUUGUGAUAUGUGAGGUUUUUGUUUCAAAUGCUCACAACCUACCUGGCUGAUAGUUAUGACACCAUAUAUGUGGUUGAUUUGCGGUAGUAACAGAGGAGGAUGAUAUAUCACUUGUUUACUGUUACAUGUUAACUGAUUAUGUUUUAAAGGGGUUAGAACACAAUCUUAGAGGGUUGAAGGUUGUCUCACCAGCAUCUAUAAAGUUAUCUAAUACCUUUAGUUUUACCUCUCUUAUGAUAUGACAUGCAUUGCUUCUCUUCUGGCAAGGGAAACCAUAAUGUUAAAUAUCAGGAUCAUAUUGAUGAAGAAAUUCUAGACAAGUUUACUGUGUUAGAACUGUAAAACCGCAAGUUAUCUGGUCAGGUGUUGUAAGUGUGAUGUUUUUCCGAAUCAAUUACUAACAGAAGCCUUGUAUAUCAGAGUGGGGAAGAGUUUGAGAAAUUUCCUGAACGAGCGUUGUGAGAACAUGAGUUUAAAUUGUGCUUUGUAUUAAACUCAACAUAUUAAGGUAAAUAAAGCAAACUGUCACAGCUGAACACGAGGUUAAGUCAUCCCAAGUGCUGUUUGUUUCUCUGGGAUGGUCGUGUAGGAUUAGAAAGUUUCAGUUAAAGAUUUGUUAGAAGCUGUGAUCGUAUAAUUACAACAGUGGGAAAGAAGAAAUUGAUUAAGGGAUUGGUACAAAUAGUCCUUACUUAUUCUAAAAGCGAAUGGUUAAGUUCUUUGUUGGCCGAUCUAGAGAUAAUGCUUGAAAGAGACACUGGCCGUCCACGUGGAUUUGGAUUUUUGACAUUUUCAGACCGUCGGGGUAUGGAAGAUGCCAUCAGAGAAAUGCAUGGCAGUGACCUUGGGGAACGAGUGAUUUCAGUUAACAAGGCCCAGCCAAGAAUGGGUGGUGAGGAUCAGGAUCGGGCUUUUGGUGGAAGCUAUCCAUCAGGUGGCAGAGGUGGCUAUGGUGGAGUUGACAGACCUCUGGGGCAAGACGAGUGCUUUAAGUGUGGCCGCUCAGGACAUUGGGCUCGUGACUGCCCUUCGGCUGGUGGUGCUGGUGGUCGAGGUGGCAGCCAGUUCUCCUCCCGCUCCAGGUUUAAUGGUGCUCCUGGUCGUGGAGAUCGCUAUCCAGACCGUGAACGCUAUGUGGACGAUAGGUAUGAUGCAGGGCGGUUUGGUGAUAGAGACCGUUAUGACAGCAGAGAUAGCAAGUAUGGAAGCCACAGUCGCUAUGAUAACGACAGGUACCCACCAAAUGGAGAUCGGUUUGGAGGCGAUAGGUAUGGAGCCCCAGAUCGUUAUCCACCACCACCGAGCACAUAUGGCAGGGAGAGAGACUAUGAUCGUGAUGUCGGCCCAAGGAGCAGUGAUAGAUACAGUGGUGCUGCUGGACCAGUACGUUAUGAAGGAAGAAACUACAGGGAUAGAGCUGGUCCAUAUGACCGUCCUAGAAGGGGAGGAGGCCGCCCAUCAUCGUUUGACUAUUGAAAACCUUUCUACCUGUCUACUGCUGAUAGGAUGAACUCACUUUCUGCAUUUUAGUCUUGCUUACUAUUAGAAUCGCAUACUUGUUAAUGAUUCAGAUUGUUCUGUUUAAAUGUUUGGUAAGCACUUCGUUUGUAUGGGUAUUCAGUAUCUGUCCUUGAUACAGAAUAUCCAUUCAUCAACAAAACAUAUGGAGUUUCAUUUUAAUGUAGUAAAUUUGAAAAGCA
Molecule: messenger RNA, 3241 nt
Organism: Erigeron canadensis
Lineage: Eukaryota; Viridiplantae; Streptophyta; Magnoliopsida; Asterales; Asteraceae
Product: glycine-rich RNA-binding protein RZ1C
Exons: 3
Coding region: 2283-3017 (244 amino acids)
Molecular function (GO): zinc ion binding; RNA binding
Source: RefSeq, a predicted model, not a curated record